AUGACAAUGCACCCCGCACAACAGAUGCAACACGUGCAACAGAUGUCUACUUGCUGCGAGUUAUGUAGUGAAGGUCACACAAGUGACAUAUGUCCCGUGAAUCCUGAAUCCAUCUACUACAUGGGGCAACAAGCUAGCGGGCCGAUGAAUCAACAUGCUCAAUAUGGUAAAACAUACAAUCCGAACUGGAGGAAUCAUCCUAACUUCUCUUGGGGUGGAAAUCAGAAGAUCAGGCCUCAAGCGAAUUACAAUCAUCCACCUCAACCUCCACAGCAAGCAGAAGAGAGUUUGACUGACGUGAUGAAAAGGCAUUUGAUAGACAAUCAGAAAGUUAUGACUGAGAAUCAACAAUUCAGGGCUGAGAAUCAACAAUUACGCACAGAGUUCAGAAAUCUAGAGAGACAGUUUGGGCAAAUGGCUAACAAUCAGAAUACUAGACCUGCUGGAGCUCUCUCGAGUUAUAUUGAGCAUAAUCCUAAGGCUCAAGUCAAUGGCGUUACCUUGAGAAAUGGAAGAGAAUUAGAAGAAGUUUCAGAGAAAAAGAAGUAUACAACGAGUCCUGAAGGAAAAUUAAUUCUUAAGCCAGUUGAGGAGAAUGAGAAAGAAAAUAAAGGAUCAGAGCCAAUAAAUAUGACAAGGCCACCACCUCCGUUUCCACAAAGGCUGCAAAAGCAAAAAUAUGAUGACUAUGAAGUGCCAAAGUAUACAAGGUAUCUCAGAGAUAUUGUGGCAAACAAGCGAAGACAUACAGAGUUUGAAACAGUUGCACUUACUAAAGAGUGCAGUGCUAGAUUUCAGAGUAAGCUUCCUCCUAAGUUGAAGGAUCCUGGGUGUUUCACAAUUCCUCUAUCUCUUGGAAAACAAGAAGUUAGUAGAGCCCUGUGUGAUUUAGGGGCUGGUAUAAAUUUGAUGCCAUCCUCGUUGUUCAAGCAACUCGGAUUGGGGGUGCUUAGACCUGCUACAAUCACUUUACAGUUGGAUGAUAAGUCACUAGCAGAUGAGGAAGUACCCAUUAUUUUGGGGCGACCAUUUUUAGCUACUGGUGGAGCGCUUAUUGAUGUUAGGGAAGGGAAGUUGAAGAUGAGAGUUGUCGAUGAGGAAAUCACUUUUAAUGUGUACAAGGGGAGAGAGCAGAGUCCUUAUAUGAAUUGUAGUGAUUUGGAUGGGACAAUUGAGUUGGAAAAGGUGGUGUUGCAAGCUGGGUGUGUAAGGAUGAUUGAGAAAAGAGCCAGAGAUGAAAGAGGAGACCUUCUGAGAGCGUGUAAAAAGGCUAUACUUGAUGGGAGAAAGAAGAGGAGAAAGCACCUAGCCUGA
Messenger RNA from Nicotiana attenuata, 1314 nucleotides. RefSeq lists its product as uncharacterized. The transcript is spliced from 4 exons. The coding region runs from base 1 to 1314 and encodes 437 amino acids. NCBI's taxonomy places the organism in Eukaryota, Viridiplantae, Streptophyta, Magnoliopsida, Solanales, Solanaceae. The record is from RefSeq and is a predicted model, not a curated record.